AUGGUGACCCCCCUGGGGCUGCUGCUCAGCUUCGCUGUCCCAGUGCUGGGGGUCUACGUUUCCGUCAGCUGUCCCAGAGGCAAGCAAUGCCAAAGGGCCCUGCUCUCAGGCAAUGACAUCCUACUGCACUGCGACUCCCCAGGGGCACACUGGCAUUACUACCUCGCACACAGCAGAGACCAGCCGCCCUCCAACCUCACCAGUGUUUCCAACACAGAAAUUACUCCUGAGGGCAGCCUCCUCAUUAGAGAGCCGUCGCACUCCCAGACGGGUGUCUACUGCUGCUUGAACAAGAAUGGCACCCAAGUGGCGCAGUACGAGAUUGACUUCCAGGACGUUACCAGGCUGCACAUAACACACAAAGACCUGGGGCAACAGCCCCUGCAGAAUGAGACCCUAUUCCUGGGUGGCAAGGAGCUCAUCUUCACCCGGUGGGAGCCCUGGCAGGACUGUAACCGCUGCGAGGAGCCGGGCGAGCGCAAACGCCUGGGGUACUGCUACAUCGAGGAGCCGCUGGAGGAGCCCACGCCCUGCUGGCUCUACCUGGGAGAGGUGAAGCUGUGGUCCAGCCGCCUGCGGCCCGAGAUGCAGGUGGAGGCCUGCACUGCCCAGUGCUUUGAUGAUGAACCGCUGGGGGUGGGUUACAUCACCUUUGACAACUUCGAGCUCAACCAGGAGUCAGAGUCUGUGUGGCUCUCCUGCCCCUUAGGAUCCAUCUACAGGCCAGUCAUCUGGGAAGCUGACGAAACCCCCCUGACGUGGCAGCGCCAGCUCUCGGGCAAGGCCGUCAACACCCAGCUGGACCUCACCACCGGCGGCAGGCAGCUGCAGAUCUUCCAGCCGGCCGUUUACAGGUGCUUCGUGCAGCAGGAGCUCAUGGCCCAGUUCAAUCCCAGGCCCAGCCCGGAGGCACUGCAGGCCCAGAGGGAAUGGGACGAGGCGCAGCUGCAAGAGGCCGGGGGAGCCUCGCCACGGAAGGCGGGCUCCGUCCUCACGGGCCUGAAGCUGGUGCUGCUCGCGGGCACUGUGCUGGCCCUGGCGGGGCUGCUGCUCAGGUUCUGCCGCCCUUCCCGGGGCAGGAGAAGGGACUGGGUGGUGCUGGUGAAAUAA
Lemur catta (Ring-tailed lemur) is the source of this 1110-nucleotide messenger RNA. RefSeq names its product family with sequence similarity 187 member B (gene FAM187B). The transcript is spliced from 2 exons. The record is from RefSeq and is a predicted model, not a curated record. Bases 1 to 1110 code for a protein of 369 amino acids. Lineage: Eukaryota; Metazoa; Chordata; Mammalia; Primates; Lemuridae.